CUUUAUAGACAAAUUGUUGGCAAUACCUGGAGUGAUAAUGGAAGAACUUCUGUUUGUUAUGAUUGCAAAAUAGAUUCGGAUUUGAUACUUAAGCGAAAUUUUAACAAUAUUUUGAUAUGUUCAUUAAUUUAUUUACAUCGGACAUGUCAAUGAAAUUACACAGAUUGAUUGAUUUAAGCAUAAUCAUUCACUAGUAACUUUUAAAAAUUACUUUUAAAGAUGGCGUCGAUGCAUAAAAGACUGCAAAAGGAGCUUUUAGCUAUACAGAAAGAACCACCUCCUGGUGUCAAAGUCAAUCCUGAAAACAUUGGACCAACUUUAACUCAAUGGACUGUUGAUAUGGAGGGAGCAGUUGGUACUCUUUAUGAAGGAGAAAAAUUUCAGUUGCUGUUUAAGUUCACAACCAAGUAUCCAUUUGAUUCUCCAGAGGUUACUUUCAUAGGACCAAACAUUCCUGUACAUCCUCAUGUAUAUAGUAAUGGGCACAUUUGUUUAUCUAUUUUAACAGAAGAUUGGUCUCCUGCUUUAUCCGUUCAAUCUGUGUGCCUCAGUAUAGUUUCUAUGCUUUCCAGUUGUAAAGAAAAAAAACGGCCACCUGACAAUACUCUAUAUGUCAAGACCUGUAGUAAAAACCCUAAGAAAACUAGAUGGUGGUAUCAUGAUGAUUCUGUUUGACAGCUUGCAAAUGGUAGAAAUCUUUUAAAUUUUGACACGCUUCUAUGUAUACAGAAUACCAACAGUAUGCAUGUUCUCUUGCACCCUCUGUCCUAAUGUGCAAGAUAUUAGAGAUGUGAGAUUAAAUACAGUUUUGUAAUUAUAUUAUGUAAAGGCUUUUUUACUUCCAACUGUAAAUUAACUAUGUAAAAUAUAAUAAGUCCUGUUUGUAUGAGUAUAUUAUUAACACUAAGGGCUGAAGCAUAAUUUGUGAUACAUUUUAGAUUUUUAAAGUUUUAAAUAUACUUUAUUUUCAUUUAUUUGCCUAUUAUUUGUGUUGUAGUCACUGGAUUAUUAAAGUGACUGUUUAUGAUAAAAUGUGACAGAGAACAUGACUUUUUAUUUUCACUAUAUAGUUCAUAAUCAUAAAUAGAAGUUUUUGUCCAUGGGUAUCAUUCUUUUUAUGCAGUAAUCAAUUAAACGAAAAUGGUUUUUCUUAAAUUACUGAAGUAGCAUGAAUAAAUUAAUGACUUAUGUGUUUAAUAAUAAUAUAAAGGAAUUAAAUGUAUUCAAGUGAAACUAAAAUCUCAAGUUUUAAACGUUAUAAAACAUGUGUUUAAAUUUUACUUAGCUCCUAAUUGUUUAAAAUUUAAGGUAAUGGUUAAAUUUCAAGUGCAUUUUUGUUUUCUGAAUUGGUGUGUAAAAAUUGUAUAUCAGUCUAAAAUAAUAAGGUCAUGUUCUUUUAUCAUGUUGGUUGUGUAUUAUUUUUACUAAUUUAACAAUGAAAUACAAAGUUUUAAUCUCACUUAUAUUAAAAGUGUUUUAUGACAUAGAUAUACUUGCUAUUUCCUAUCAUUAAGGUGAUUUACGUUACAAUGUGAUUAAGUUAGAUGUGAUAGUGUAAGGUGAUUAUGUUAAAAAGGUAUUUUAACUGCCUUAACUAUACAAUCAAGUAAUAUGCAUUUGCUUUUUAUUUUUUCUUCCCCAUUGGAUUGUUUAAAAUUAUGUAUUCUCACAUUUUGUUUUCAUUUCACUUCAUAUCUGUGAUGGUCAAUUUAGAACUGAUCCUGAGUACUUUAGAAUUAAUUAAUUUCCAGUGUUCUAUAACUUCAAAUCCUAAGUUUUGAAUGAUAUUAUUAUCGAUGUUAAUGCAGUUAUUUUUUUUUAUCUGAAAUUGUACUAGCACAGGUUGUUUAUUAUUCCUUAGUGGACCAUUUUUCUGUGUAUGUAUAUAUAUUUAUUGAUUCAAUGUUGGUAAUUAUUAGGUUGAAAAUGCAUUGAAAAAUGUCUACACUCCUUGAUUAUUAAUUUUUUUGCUGUAGGUACCUCUACAAGUCUCUUUAAAGUGUGUUUUUUAACCAUAGGUGCGUUUAGUAUUUUUAGAAUGGUAGUACUUCUGAAUGGCUAAAACUGUAUGUGUGUGUUUUUUCAGACAUUUAUUACUUAGUUCAAAAUGGCUGAUACUACGCAAUUUAAAACUAAGUUACAGUUAUAUUAAAUGGAAUACUUGCUGUACUUCUUGAAAAGUGCAUUUAGUUUAAAACUAAAAUUUCUUUCAAGUAACUUCUAAAUUUGGAAAAAUGCCAAAUAAUAGGAUUUUCCAAUCUAAAAAUUCUCCUCUAAUGGGAUAAUGUUAACCAAAAAAAGUUUUUUUAUUUAUGAAUGUAAUUAUUAAUUAUUAUAAUAUUAUUUAGUUUAAAACUUGCUUAGUUUUAAGUUUAAAAAGAUCAGUCUAACAUAAAAACGGUACAAGGACUGAGCUCAAAUCUUUCAUAAUUUUAAUAUUAAAAAUGUGAAUAAUUUCACAGUUAGUUUAUGCUUAUUUAACAGAAUUUAUGCUUAACAUUUUAAAUAUAAUUUCAUUUUUUCUUGUGAAUUCAAAUAAAUAAAUUAAUAAGUAAAUAAAUAAAUAGCUGCGAUGGCUCAGUGUCCUUGUGAAGUACAGGGUCUUGAUCUUUAGUGGUGAUUUGAAACCCACACAGCUGAUGAUCAAUAUGUACAGUUUGUCUGGGAAGUGUUUGUGCACAAUGCUGACCACAUUGCUAAAAGCAUGAGGCUGGUCACGAAAUUCUAGAGUCUUAACUUCCAUGACCUCCAAGAAAUAAUUUUACAACUUAACGAGAACAUAUCUAGAUGUAAAAUUUUUUUGAAUGAGUGAUUUUUAAAUUAAAAUACAACUUACACUCAAAUAUUUCUUUCAACUUUAUUAAAAAGUUUAUACUAGAUGUUAAAUGCAUUUUAAAAUGUGUGGAUAAGGAUUAAAUACCCUUUUUUUAGUUACUUAUUAAACUUUUUAUUUUACAAAGACAGAGUCAGAAUUGUGUAAAGAAUGUAACAUGAUGCAAUAACACCCUGAAUUUACAUAAUUUCCCCCUCCAUUUCUGAUUAUUAUUUGCAUUUUUGAAUCCCUUUUUAUUAUGAUGUUUGUUUAACGUAGAAUCAAUUUGCUAAUUUUCAAUGUAUUCUAAAUUGUAUUUGAUUGAAACUAACUUAAAUUCAUUAUUUCUAUUGCAAUUUUUGAUUUUUUCUUUUCUUUUUAAAUUCUGUUAAAACUGUUACUACUUCAUAACUAAACAUUUUAUACUAAGUUGAUCUAAGCAAAUGAUAUUAAAUUUUGCUCAUUUUCUUUUAACUACUGUUCAAUUUUGUCAAAUUUCUCUGUAUCUAUAACUUUUGGAUAAAAUAUCACGUUUUCGUGCUAUUACAGGUGAACCCCGAUUAUCCAAUGCUCAAUAUGACACUCUUUGUUAUUUAAAACUAUUUUACUUCUGGCUUUCAAAUAACUGUAUUCAAAAAAGUUGUUUGAGAACUUAUUAAAAAGACUUUUUAACCUAUUUCAUGAUUACUCUUAAUUGACAGUUGUUUGUGAUGAUACAGUGUAAUGUGUCAUUUUAAUGUAUAAAUUUUAUUAAUCUAAGUCACAAUGUGUUAGCCUUGAAUCAUGUUAAAUGAUUCAUAAGUCUCUCGUAAAUCACAAAGUAUGUCAACAAAUGAUUUAUUGUGUGUAGUUUGGUAAUUUGAAUGCAUGACAAUAAAUCAGUCUCAAUGUGUAAUUCAUAUGUCACAUGAAGAUAUCAGAUUUGUAAAUUGAAAAAAAUAGAGAUUUUGCAUAGUGUUCCCUUUCCUAUAGAGCACACAAACACGUAAAUAAGUAAAAUAUAUAAAUCAUUUUUAACACUAGAAAAACUGAAAUACCUAGAUUCCAAAAAGCAGUCAAAAUAACUGCAUUGUAAAAGAAUAACUAAUGUAUAAAGAAAUUUGCUUAAAAUUAAUUUUUAAUAUUAUUUUCAGUUAUAUUACAAGUUAUUAGUAAAUAUUAACAAUCAAAAAUUAUAUGUUUUACAAGAAGUCACAAAAUUCUAAGAAAUUGUGUCAUCAUUGUUUUUCUAAUUGAAAUUAAAGGAUCAAAAUGACUUCCUUGGGCAAUCUAGUGAACUGUUACCUUUUAAUUUCUCUAAAGCUCUACCUUUUUGCAUUUCUACAGUUGCAGUUUCUUUCAGAUCCAUUUUAAAGAAUUAAAGCUUGGUAUCUAUGAAUACUGCCAAUUAAAUUCUAAAUACCCUAUGAGACUAGCAGCCAUUUAUUUUUGAUAAUUUUACUUAUGUUUAAAAGUUAGUAUGUUGGGGAAAGUGAAGUUAAUAAAACACUUUUUAUUAUCUGGUUUUUAUUUUUGAACAUACUUUUGUUCCUUUUGAUGUUGGGUAAUCAAGGUUCGAUUCUGUAUUUUUACUCUUAUAUGUGCUUAAAGUGAAUAUAUUUACCAAAUAUAUUAUGAAAUUAUCAUUUAAAUGAAAUGAUGGCAUAUCCAUGUAAAUAGAUUAAGUGUUGAUAUUAAAGUAUAUAGGUAAAGUAUUGAUAUGAUUAAAUUAAAUAUUUUAUUUAUUGCCUGCAUUGUUUUGAGGAAAACGCUGAUGCUUCAUAUUGUACAUUUGUACCAAUUUAUGAUUUAUUUUUAAAAUUUCUCUCUUUUUAUUUAUUUUACCUAUUAGUAGCUUGCUUAAAAUUAAAUGCUAUUACUGAAACAAGCUAUUUUAAAGGUGUGCUUAACUUAUGAAAUUGUAUAAGUAUUGUGUUUAGGAUAAUAAAUUAAUCUUGUAGACUUGUUAGGAAUAAAACAUUGCACUUUUAUGCUUGCUUUUAAAUUAAAAGAAUUCAUAAUCUAAAGUUUACACAUAAAGUAACCCUAAACAAAAAAUAUUCUAUGAAAUGCUUUAUUUAAUUAAUGUUAAAAAAUUUCCUUCUCAUGUUUUUAGCACAUAAAAUUGUUUCUCUUUUCAAUGUUCUUAAAUUUAUAUCCCUUUUUUUCACUUUCUAAGGAAUAAGAAAGUUUAUUGAUUCAGCUCCUCUAUUUCAUUCUUGUUUGAUAUCUAUUUUAAAUUAAAAUGCUUUGGCUAGCAAAACUUUCUAAACUUUAAAAUAUUUAUUUUGAUUAUUUCAUUGUUUAUUUUGUUGCAAUUAAUAUUUUUGAUUCAUAACAAUAUUGAUGAGUUCAGUCCAUGCAGAAAGACAAAUAUGAAAUGUAAAUUAAGAAAAUAAAUUUUAGUUUAAAGUUGUA
Messenger RNA from Parasteatoda tepidariorum (common house spider), 5209 nucleotides. RefSeq names its product ubiquitin-conjugating enzyme E2 W. NCBI's taxonomy places the organism in Eukaryota, Metazoa, Arthropoda, Arachnida, Araneae, Theridiidae. The record is from RefSeq and is a predicted model, not a curated record.